AUAUUAAUCGAAGCACAACACGUCCAUAACAAUGAUGAUGAUGAUGAUAAUCAUUGUUCAGUCAACAUAUGUCAGAAUAAUGGUCAAUGUUAUAAUUAUACUACUAGUAAUAAUACUCCGGUGUGUAUAUGUCAAAAAUGUUAUACUGGUGAACAAUGUGAAUAUAAUAAUAAUAUAAUACGAUUAUCACUGGCAUCAGCUAUGCUAACUGAUAUACAUUCAACACCAUCAAGCGAAAAUGGUCCUAAAUCGGCAUAUAUAAUUGUCACAACAGUAUUAUGUCUGAUAUCAAUAGUUAACAACCUGAUUUGUUUACAAAUAUUUAUUUCACGUGGUAUUAAAAGACGUUCAAUACAGACAAGAACGAAAAUGAACGUAGUUGGAAAUACUAACGUAAAAGACAAUAAAAGCCUAGGCGAUAAUCGUAUUUAUUUGAUAUUAUACUGUUUUUAUAGUUUAAUUGCUAUGUUAGAAUUAGAAUCAAGAGUGAUAUUAAUGUUAAAUGAUCAACGAACACUACACUAUCAAUUUUAUUCAUGUAACAUUGCACCAGUAUUUAGUACAAUGAUGAUACAUUUAACAUUAGAUACUGUUCAACUAGAACAUCUCUGUUCACUGUUAGACCCCUC
Messenger RNA from Didymodactylos carnosus, 629 nucleotides. Lineage: Eukaryota; Metazoa; Rotifera; Eurotatoria; Philodinida; Philodinidae. The record is from the annotation of a GenBank genome assembly.